AUGGCUUCCAUCGGUCAGCCACCAGGUAGUUCAGGGCAGUCUGAGAUGCGAUGCUCGCAGAGGAGUGGAAGCACCGCCACGGCUGGCAACAUUCCUCGACAAAGGGCGGCGAGGACCUUGCCAGCCUGGAUUGCCUCCUAUGAGGCUGAGGAUGAAGACGAGGAGCGACACCUCCUUAACCCACCCCCACCGCUGCGAACUUCGCAUCACAACUCGAACCCGACGGAUCCAGAGCGACGUCUUUCCAAGGACGGCCGAAAGUGGGAUCACCUACGAUCAGCCGAGCCCGUCAUCGUAUCACGCUACGCCCCGAGAACCGAGUACCGCACUGAAUGGUCCGACUUCUUCCACUCCUCCCGAAGACCUCCUCCUCCCAACGAAGUAUCCGCCGUUGUCGACUUUGAGACGCUGGACAAACUACAGCCCAACUUCAACCAGAGAAUCGAUAUGAUCAUCCGUCAUUCGCUUGUACCCCUCGCUUCACGACUUGCUGUUAUGCUUACUUCUAUCGUUGGUAUCGCUAUCACGGGAAGCAUGAUUCGGCUGUUGCGCGAUGACCCCGACAAGGCUACCGAAAGUGGCCAGGCCAUAGCCGCAGCCGCUGUCGAUUCUGUCGCUAUCCCGUAUAUCGCGUUUAUGAUCAAGGAUGAAUAUACCGGGAAACCGCUUGGCUUGCGUCCACCGGCUGCUAAAAUUGGUCUCAUCCUCCUCGACCUUGUUUUUAUCGUCUUUAAAUCGGCGAGCACAGCACUUGCCUUUGAGGUCUUGAUACACCACAACAUCCGGGACGCGGAUAAAAGGAUGAGGUCUCUGUCCCAAGCGCUAACAGCGUUUAUGCUUCUCGGCCUCUUGGCGUGGGUCAUCACCUUUAUAAUAAAUAUCUUCCGCGCAGUUGAGCGCCUGGGCGGCGGUGAGAAUGAAAACAGUCGUGCCUAA
Messenger RNA from Parascedosporium putredinis, 936 nucleotides. The record is from the annotation of a GenBank genome assembly. Lineage: Eukaryota; Fungi; Ascomycota; Sordariomycetes; Microascales; Microascaceae.